GCCCGGGCAAUCCUCCCCAGCAUGCCGUGCGGCGGCGCAUGUGCAGUGCGGGCCUCAGUGGAUCAGCGGCUGCGGGGGGGGACUCUGCUAAUUCCAUUGUGGAGCGGAGUCGGCGAUAUUUGUAACUGGAGGCGGCCGUGAAGGAGAACUGCGGCGGAGGCGAAGGCUGGGCCGGGCGGGGCCGAAGGAUGCGCAGCCGGGCGAGCGGGCGCUGAAGCAGGACGAAAGAAAGGGCGGAGAGCGAGCGGCCGGCCGGCCAGCCAGCCAAGCAGCCGGCGGGCGCGGGUGAGUGAAAGCGGUGCCCGGCCGGCGGAGCAGUCACAGCGGAGGGCCGCGCCUCCUCCGUCUCGCCCUUCCCGGCUGUUUCCCCAUCCCCCGAGGGCAGAGUAUGAAACUGGGCAGCGGCUUCCUGGGCGGCGGCUCCUCCAAGCGGGCGGCAAUGGAGCCCACCUUCCCCCCCAGCAUGGUCAUGUUCAACCACCGCCUGCCGCCCGUCGCCAGCUUCACCCGUCCGGCCGCGCCCCCCCAGCAUUGUGGGCUGACGCCCGCCUCGUCUUCUUCCUCAUCGUCUUCCUCCUCCUCUUCGACCUCCUCCUCCUCUUCUUCUUCCUCCUCCUCCACGAUGACGACUGCAACGGUCGCUGAACCCCCCGUCCCGCCUCCCCACCCUCAGGGCAUGACUUUCAAGAAAGAGCCGGUAGGGGGCUUCCCUCUCAGCGCAGCCUGCUCCACCUCAGCCACUUCCUCCUCUUCCUCCCAAAGGAGUCCUUGGGGCUUCUUCCAGUCUCUGGUGAACAUCAAGCAAGAGAAGCCCAGUGACCAGGAAGAAGAGGAGCACCACCACCAUCAUCACCACCACUACGGGGGCCUGUUUGGAAUAGCUGGGGAGGAGCGGCACCCGACGCUUGCCGGCGCUGCUGUCGGUGGAGGAGUGGAAGGGGCCAGCCAGAGCGUCAUCCAGGAUCUCAGCCUUUUCCACCAUUUGCACCACCAUCCCCACAGAGGAGACUUGCUGCUGGGCAUCAGGACUGGUGGUGACGUGGGGCCUACUGGUUUGGAUGAGCCCAAGCAUGAUGCCCAGACCAGGAAGAUGAAGAGGCCAAAGUCAGAAUCUCAGGGAAUCAAAGCCAAGCGGAAGCCAAGUUCUUCAUCCAAGUCCCUUGUGGCAGGAGAUGGAGAAGCCGCCAUGCUGUCCCCUAGCCAGAAACCUCAUGUCUGUGAACACUGCAGUGCUGCCUUCCGGAGCUCUUAUCAUCUACGGAGGCAUGUGCUCAUCCAUACUGGCGAGAGGCCUUUCCAGUGUAGCCAGUGCAGCAUGGGUUUCAUUCAGAAGUAUUUGCUACAGAGACAUGAAAAGAUCCAUAGUAGGGAGAAGCCGUUUGGAUGCGACCAGUGCAGUAUGAAGUUCAUCCAGAAGUAUCACAUGGAGAGACACAAGAGGACACACAGCGGAGAAAAGCCAUACAAAUGUGAAACCUGUCAGCAGUAUUUUUCAAGGACUGAUAGACUGUUGAAGCACAGACGUACAUGUGGAGAAGCCAUAGGGAAAGCAGGUGCUGGAUUGGAUCCUGGGCCAUCAAACCAUAGCAUAGGCAACUUGUCUGUGUUGUCUCAGGGAAAUACAGGUUCAUCAAGGAGAAAAAGCAAAGCUAAAAGUAUAUCUACUGAAAACAAAGAACACAAACCUUGUCAUAAAAUAUCUGACUCUCAGAUUGCAUCGAAUAUGACCUUGCAGAAUUAUGCGGUGGAGAUUCCUAUAGUGUCUUCCAGUAGUGGUUUAAUUGGCGCUGGGAUCGAUGAGUUGCAAAAAAAGGUGCCAAAAUUAGUGUUUAAAAAAGGAAACAGGAAAAGUGCAGACAAGAGUUAUCUUAAUUUUAUGUCACCAUUACCAGAACUUCUUGGUCAGAAACAGUUGUCUGGAAAACCAGGUGGCUCUCUUGGCCUAGUUGCAAAUACCAGUAUAGAUGCUAUUGGUCUUCUCCAAGCUGCAGGUGGUAAACCAGGUCAGAUAAAUAGCAAUUAUGAUGAUGCCAUGCAGUUUUCAAAGAAAAGAAGAUAUUUGCAAACUGCCAGCAGUAACAGUGCCUUUUCUAUAAAUGUUGGACAUAUGGCCUCCCAACCGUCUGUUAUUCAGUCUGCAGGUGUCAGUGUUAUGGACGGUGAAACCCCGUUAUCUCUUAUUGACUCAUCUCUAAAUGCUGACAUCAAAUCUUGUCAUGACAAAUCUGGAAUUCCUGAUGAAGUCUUGCAAAGUCUUCUAGAGCAGUAUGGUCACAAGUCAGAAGGUCAAAAGGAAGAUCCCUUCAAUAUCACUGAACAACGAGUGGACUUGCAUGCCUCAGGAGAACAUACAGAGAUAGUUCAAGAAGAGAACCUGAGUCCUGGCUCUCAAACUUCAAGUGACAAGGCAAGCAUGUUGCAAGAAUACUCAAAAUACCUCCAACAGGCUUUUGAAAGAACAACCAAUAGCACUGGUUUUGCUUUUGGACCCAGCUUCCAAUUUGUAAGUUUGUCUUCAAGCCUUCAUAACCAUACUUUGUUUCAAGACAAGCAAAUAUACACUACAUCUCCACUUGAGUGUGGUUUCAGCCAAUCUGUUACCUCAGUGUUGCCAUCUGCAUUGCCAAAGCCUCCUUUCGGGAUGUUGCUUGGAUCUCAGCCUGGUUUUUACUUAUCUGCUUUGGAGGCAACUCAUCAACAGUUGACUCCGUCACAAGAACUAGAUGAUCUGAUAGACUCUCAGAAAAACAUAGAUUCUUCAUCAGGCUAUCAGUCUACACCUCAAAAGUUGAAUAGCCAGAAGGAACAAAAAAACUUGGAAUCUUCAACAAGCUUUCCAAUACCAUCUCAGGAGCUAGCUAACCAGAUAGAUCCUCAGAAGGACUUAGAGCAUAGAGCAACAUACCAGAUAGAGACCUUCGCACAAGCAUUUGGUUCUCAGUUUAAGACGGGCAGCAGGGUGCCAAUGACUUUUAUUGCUAAUUCUAAUGGGGAAGUGGACCAUAGAGUAAGGACUUCUGUAUCAGAUUUCUCAGGGUAUACAAAUAUAAUGUCUGAUGUAAGUGAGCCAUGUAGUACAAGAGUAAAGACCCCAAGUAGCCAAAGUUAUCGGUAAGAUUCCAAGAGUGGCUAGGCUUUGGGGUAGUCUUAAUGUAUUUCUUUUAUUUUGAUAACACUGCCAUUGGAAUGUUUCUACGUGAUCCUAAUAUGAAAUAAUGUAACACGCCCUUUCAAUGCAACUUUUCAUAUUUGGUUGGUGUUAACGUAAUUUUAGAUCAGUUUGUAUUAUGCUUUUUAAUCAGAUCAAUAGACUUAAUAGUUUGCAUUUUUUGUGUUCAUGUGACAGUGUUUAGCAAUCAAACUUACAUUUUUAGAUUGUCAGGGAAUAGCCCAAAAGUUGAAAAUGCAAAAACAAAAAAACAAACAAAAAAAUCUUUGUUCCUAGGAUUAAGGUUUAUUUUAAUUGCUUUACUCUCAGGAAAAUGUAAUGAAGAAAGGAGAUUCUGUGCAUGAUUAGUGUAUUGGAAUUUCCAAUUUACAAAUAAGUGGCAAAUCUGUUUCACCAUUUAAGAAAGGGAUCUAUGACAUUAUAAAUUGCUGUCUCAUAUCUAGGUGAUACAAAACUCUGAGAAUGUUGCUACCUACAUCUUCUUAUUGAUGUGCUUUUUUCUUCCAGAUGAUGAUACUCAUUCCAGACUGGCGGGUAGAUAUUCUCAGAUCCUUGGUGUAAGCUUGGAAUGAUAGCUUUAAUUCAACCAGUAAUGUCCACCGCCAUUUUUUUCUGAAUACAGUAAUUCUAUAAAGAGAUUUUAGUAGCAGAAUCCACAGAAGGAAUUUUAAGGUUGCAGUUUACUGACAUUGGAAUGCCAACCAAAAUUAGUCAUAAUUUAUAUACUUUUUGGGAUGAAUUAUUUAUUAUACAUGGUUGAAAAUAGCCUUCCCCAAUUGGUCUGUCCUUCCCCCAGUAUCUAAAUAUUUCUUUGCCUCUGAGGACUUUUACGUUUAUCAGCUGUUAUCCCCCCCCCCCCCCAUUGAGCUCAUCCUUCACGCUCUGCACUCCUUUCUUCUUCCCUUUAGCUUAACAGGUAGAAUUUUAGGAGAUAUACAUUCCAGAAAGUUAAACAACGUGUGUGUUUUUUGAUGUCUUGUGGCAUCAAAGUUAAACAAUUUAAAAAUUGGAAUGUCCCUUUACUUUAGAAGGCCAUAAAAGUUUCCAUAUAAUACACCAUGAUACGGAUAUACUCUGUAUAUAAAGAGAGCCCCUAAUUUGCAUCAGGAUCUGUUAACGUAGUUGUCAGUGUCCCCAUGCAACUUUUUGGGGGUUAAAAUUAUGUGUGGUUAUAAGGAUGUGCAGAAAAAACAUUCAGUCUUGGGCCUAGGUUUCAGUUCCAUUCAGACACUGGAUGUGUGAACCAUGUCACCAGUACCCGUGUGGUUUAUUGUCACCAGAACCUUUCCAAUGAAUUGUUGCUCAAAAGUCAUGUAUAUUUUGUGGUACGCAUUAUUUAUGAUUUGUGCAUCUGGAUUAGAGCCUGUGAAGCAAUGGAAACCUAGAAAAAAAUGAUGGUUGUUUUAAAACUGUGAAAAAACAGUUGUACUGCCCUGAACCACUUUUUUUUGCAGAUUUUUUCUCAUUUAGUUUUUUAAUGUAAUCUUGGUGAUGCUUAUGCAGAUUUUCUUUUUCUUUUUAAAAUACUUUUGGUGAUGUUUCUGUCUUGUGUACUUUCUGAUGACAGAAAAGUACUGGUGGUUGUUCACAGUUUUAUUAUGUAAUUGGCCUACUGCAGGCUUCAUGUAUAAUAAAGUAAUUAACAUUGUAUGAGUGUAAAACACUUCUGUUACGAAUGUGGUGAUGCAAGAACUAUGAAACUUUUAAAUUGCUCAUCAUACCCAUACUUCCCCUGUCUCUUCCCACUGAAUGAACAGUCACCUUUUUACUAAUGCAGAGUUAAGUAAAUCCAGCUUCAGCAUAUCCACUUGAUUAUGUAUUUCCUGUACUUCAAAUUAGUGCUGUGAAUUUCCCCUGCCAUCUAGGCAUAGAGCACAAUUUAUCACCAAGGGAUGGAGUAUACCUUAACCACUGUGUAAUUUUUUUUUUGGGGGGGGGGUGAGUGUGUGUUCCAAAGCAUUUAUAAUUUACUUUCUUUAUAUUGUAUGUACUGGAUAGUGCGUAUGUUCUGGGAUUGUUUGCUUUAGACUGACCAAUUUAAAAAUUUUAUUCAAAGAAAAAUCUGAGAAAUUGUUGUAUUACAUCUCUGAAGGUUUUGUCUAAAAGAAAAAAAAUCCCUAAAAUGUUUUAAACUAAAUUGCUGGAACAAUAGAACAACCAUAGAAUAACAUGCUUGCUUUUAAAGGUAUUUUUAUUGUAAAACUUCUUUAGGUGAACAAUAAAAAUUUUUUUGUUGCUUUGAAAUGAAAA
Molecule: messenger RNA, 5419 nt
Organism: Sphaerodactylus townsendi
Lineage: Eukaryota; Metazoa; Chordata; Lepidosauria; Squamata; Sphaerodactylidae
Gene: ZNF281
Product: zinc finger protein 281
Exons: 1
Coding region: 389-3115 (908 amino acids)
Biological process (GO): regulation of transcription by RNA polymerase II
Cellular component (GO): nucleus
Molecular function (GO): DNA-binding transcription factor activity, RNA polymerase II-specific; RNA polymerase II cis-regulatory region sequence-specific DNA binding
Source: RefSeq, a predicted model, not a curated record